Messenger RNA from Bufo gargarizans (Asiatic toad), 1978 nucleotides. RefSeq names its product fibulin 5 (gene FBLN5). The coding region runs from base 272 to 1606 and encodes 444 amino acids. Lineage: Eukaryota; Metazoa; Chordata; Amphibia; Anura; Bufonidae. Gene Ontology annotation, molecular function: calcium ion binding. The transcript is spliced from 11 exons. The record is from RefSeq and is a predicted model, not a curated record.
ACUAAUCAGAACCAUCUGUCUCAGACGAGGCCCCUAUUUGCAUUGUUUAGCAUACUCCGAAAAUGAAGAGCUCAUUUCUUACAUUCCUCCUGCAAUUGGUCUAAUGCAGAAUUACAGUGCGGGGCUAAGCUGAACCAGGUGCACCCCCAGAGCUCGCUGCAGUGUGCAUGGGGCGGCUGCAGGACUGACAUCACCCUCCGCUCCCUCCGAGAGAGAAAGAGACCCCCUCAGCUUCUGAUUCCCGGACCCCGGGCAUCCACCAUCCCUUACUAUGCUCAACUUCAGGAUAUUGGCCCUGAUCACACUCAGCUUCUGCCUCCCAGACCCGGCGCGUGGACAGCUCCAGUGCUCCAAUGGCUUUGAAAUGGACAGAGCGACAGGAGAAUGUUUAGACAUAGACGAAUGUCGGAUCAUCGCGGACGCCUGCCGUGGUGAUAUGAUGUGCGUGAAUCAAAAUGGAGGCUACCUCUGUAUCCCCAGGACAAACACAUUAUACAGAUCACCCUACCGAAACCCCUUUCUUCCUGCUGCUGCCUCCCCUCUGGCUCCACCUCUUACGGCGUCCAACUUCCCAUCGCCAGCACGACCACUUAUCUGUCGCUUUGGAUACCAAAUGGAUGAGAACAGUCAUUGUGUUGAUAUCGAUGAAUGUGCGAGCGACUCCCAUCAUUGUAACCCCACCCAGGUGUGCAUAAACACGGAGGGCGGCUACACCUGCUCCUGCACGGAGGGAUACUGGUUACUGGAGGGACAGUGUCUGGACAUAGAUGAAUGCCGUUAUGGAUACUGCCAGCAACUUUGUGCCAAUGUGCCCGGAUCCUAUUCUUGCACUUGUAACCCCGGAUUUUUGCUGAAUUCUGAUGGAAGAUCGUGCCAAGAUGUGGAUGAGUGCACCACAGAGAACCCAUGUGUUCAGAGCUGUGUGAACACCUACGGAUCGUACCUGUGUCGCUGCGAUCCGGGUUACGAGCUGGAAGAGGAUGGCAUCAACUGCAGCGACAUGGACGAGUGCAGCAUCUCGGAAUUUCUGUGUCAGCACGAAUGCGUCAAUCAGCCCGGCUCAUACUACUGCAGCUGUCCGCCUGGGUACACCUUGCUGGACGACAGCAGAACAUGUCAGGACAUUGACGAGUGUGACACGAGGAACAACACCUGCACCUUGCAGCAGUCCUGCUUUAAUUUCCCAGGAAACUAUCAGUGCUUAGAUCCUGUGCGCUGCGAGGAGCCAUAUAUCCAGCUGAAUGACAAUCGGUGUAUGUGCCCUGUGGAGAACCCUACCUGCCGGGACCAGCCCUUCACCAUUGUCCACAGACACAUGGACAUAGUGUCCAACAGCAGAGUCCCUGCAGACAUCUUUCAGAUGCAAGCCACCAGCCGCUACCCUGGAGUCUACUACAUCUUCCAGAUAAAGUCUGGUAACGAGGGCAGAGAGUUCUACAUGAGGCAAACAGGACCCAUUAGCGCCACUCUGGUGCUGACGCGACCAAUUAAAGGGCCCCGAGACCUGACUCUGGACCUGGAGAUGGUAUCUGUGAACACCGUGGUUAACUUCCGAGGCAGCUCUAUCAUCCGGUUGAGAAUAUUUGUGUCGCCGCACUCCUUCUGAGCCCGCACUUAAUUGUGUAACCGCAUCCUCCCUUUCCUGAUGCAGGGGCCUAGAUGAGAAUAUGAAUGUUCACCUACAGAUUAGCUCAUAACAGAGGGAAACAUAAAACUAUUCCAGAUUUUUAAAAUUAUUGACCAGACCUCCAGCUUGUGAUCGAUCUCGUUGCUCUACUGUCCUGCUUCACCACAGCGCCACCUGCUGUCAAAAUCAUGACAUUUAAAUUAUCACUGGCUCUGCGGCAUCAGGAAAGGGGAUUUAUUUAAGCAAUAUACAUUUUGAAUGUUUUUGUUUAUUUGGAUAAAGAAAAUGGAAUUUUAACUUUUUUGCUGUUUUUAUGUGGAAAAUUUCAAUUAAAUAAAUUGGAAAUAUUAA